AUGCUACAGUAUAUCAUUGACAAAGUUCUCCACAGUUCCAGUGGCAAUAAGGGUUUGGAGCACUGGCCAACAAUGCCUCAGCCUCAGCAAAAUUGGGAUCUGGAAAUUGGAAAUAGUUUGAUCAGGGAACAGCUGGAUUAUGAUGCAGAAGAGCAGACCUGUCUUGCCAAUGAACGAAUUCUAAAGCUAAAUGAAGAGCAGUGA
Messenger RNA from Laccaria bicolor S238N-H82, 204 nucleotides. RefSeq lists its product as uncharacterized. The record is from RefSeq and is a predicted model, not a curated record. The transcript has a single exon. Lineage: Eukaryota; Fungi; Basidiomycota; Agaricomycetes; Agaricales; Hydnangiaceae. The coding region runs from base 1 to 204 and encodes 67 amino acids.